This is a messenger RNA of Pocillopora meandrina, 11415 nucleotides long. The record is from the annotation of a GenBank genome assembly. Lineage: Eukaryota; Metazoa; Cnidaria; Anthozoa; Scleractinia; Pocilloporidae.
CCGAGAUCUUGAACAUAUUAUUUCAUGGUAAUAUUUGUUCUCGUUCGACCCGAAAUUCUUUAUUUUAUGUCGUUUUUACGCUAGAUUUUCAUCAUGGCGGGUGUACAAGUAAAAGAGGGAGAAUACACAACCACAAUUUAUGGGCUGGUGAGUGGUUUUUACCUGAAAUGUAUCUUACUGAAAUGAUGGCCUGUUGUUUAUAGCGGUUGCUCGGGAACAAACAUAAUUUUGUAAAUAUUGGUGGGAACAGUGAAAAUUCAACCAACUUAAUCCAUAUUCUUUCGAGUAGCGGACUUUGUGAUAAUAGUUUGGUAAUAGAGAAAAAAAACCCACACCAAAUCAUAUGCAUUCGUCCUAAUAAAAAGCGGAGAAGAUCGAUAUGUUCAACAACUUUCAAGUCUUUUCUCUGUGAUCAUACAUGUACAAUCUACUCCCGCUGCAGAACGCCGAAAAUGUUUAACAUUUGCUGAUGCUACAUGUAUCUAUUGUUGAAUUUAGGAUGUAAUUAAGAGGGGGGUUGUUAUCGUCAGUUUUCCAUGAAAGAUCAACAAUUGGAGUAAGGAUUUCCUCUCUACUUACUGUAUAUUGCUUCUGUGGCCUGGUCUUAGCUUCUGUGGCCUGGUCUUUGCUUCUGUGGCCUGGUCUUAGCUUCUGGCCUCUUUCAUUCGUUUGAAUAGAGUGCAUAAGUCACUUGCACCAUAGCUUUUGAAAGGGUAAAUAACAUUAUCCAUAAAAUAAACGAAAUAUGACCUGUUAGUCUCAGCAACACAAAUUCCUGCUCAUCCUUCAAGUAUUGAUAUGAAUAUCUGCAGAUGAUGUUAUCGACAUUUCAGACAACAAGACAGUGCCUGGUAGAUGAUGAAGUGUCAUGUUUACCUUCACUUGUCCAAUCAGCAAUAUUUUGUUGGGUCCCAGCUGUUUGAAAGACAGAGAUCAUUAUUCACCAAUGACAUUUUGCUAUAUUUUGUGUGGCAGAUAAAAAACCAAAAGUUCCAUGAAGCAAUACAAAUUCUGUCACAGGAGCUGGAAAAUCAUCCAAAGGUAUACUUCUGUUACUGAAACAGUAAGCUUUUAAUGAUGUUUUAUUCAUAUACUUUAAUUGGAUCUAUCAUUCAUGCAUUGCAUUCUCUUGAUUAAAUUUCAGUCAAGAGCAGCCCUUUCACUGCUAGGAUACUGCUACUUUCAGGUUCAAAGCUUUGAUGCAGCUGCUGACUGGUGAGUACUCAGCCAAGUUCUUCUAUUUCUUAAACCACCAGCUGUUCUUAAAUGCCAAUUUUAGACUAAGGUGCUAAUGGGUGGAAACAGAAUUCAUGCACAAUAUUGAUAACAGGGUCAAUAAAGUAUAAAGUGAUUGAGUUUUCUCUUUUGUUAUUGUGGUGGAUGUUAUUUUACUCAAGUGACGUCAUAAGUAUUGAAGUGCUAUCGGUAAGAGGCCUGAAGGGCUAGUCAAUCAAAAGACUGUACUUAAAAGAUUAUGAAACAGUUUUUUGUUGUAACAUUAAUUAGAUCUAUGGAACUGCUGUCACCCUUUGAAAACAUGGACACAGUCUUUAAAACCUUCAAAAGAAUUACACUUCGUCCAAUACCUGGGUGUAUUGUCUAAGUCUCACUCCAUUGAAGUAAUAAGCCUUUUUUUAUGUCCUACCACUGAUGUUAAUUGUGAUAUUUUUACAAUGUUUGACUGGUCUUCAUUUUGCAGUCAUAGUUACUAGUAAGGUUGAAUCUUGUUGUUUAUAGCUAUGGCCAACUGACACAGAUUCAUCCAGAGGUUGAUGAAUACAAAAUGGCUUAUGCUCAGGUUUGUGUUACUGACAUUGAAGCAUGAUGUAAGUUUGGUGGACUGAAGUUAUAGAUGUCCAAGUUUGUUGGGUAGCAUAAUUGAUUUAAUCAUUAUACAGUCACAAAAGUUCUAGAAACUUAUCUGUCAAAAAUAAAUUUUGUAUUUCUUUUGCAGGCAUUAUAUAAAGCAUUUAUGUAUCCAGAGGCAAUGAAAGCAACAUUUCAAAUUGAAAAUCCUACAUAUCAUGCAAAGGUACCUGAUAUUGUCUCCUUGUAACCUUUCACACCCUAAGAUCAGUAUGCAUAUUCCCCAUGCAGUUGUCUUUAGAUUUUCUGUGGUACUGACAAGAUGAAAUUGUUUAACAAUCAAGAACUUCUCUAACUGGUGAUGAUUUUCUUUUAUUGUCAUGACCUUAACGUGUGAUUCAGGGGUGAUAUUGUAAGGAGAAGUAAGAUGUUAGUCACUUUUAGGGGUUAAAGGGUUAAAGAGCCAAGUUAAAUUUAAGAUCUUUAGAAGUCUGCAAGAAUAACAUGUUUUUGUUCUUGUGGGGUAACUAUUGUCACUGUGGCUAAAUUUAUACAAUUUCAAGUUGAAAAAGUGCUAUGUAGUAGUAAAAUUUGAUAUAAUUCUGUCAUGACUUUAUUUUUUGUAUCGCAGUAGUGUUUUACAUGUUUGUGGUAAUUAUUUCUCCCCCUACAGGUACUGAAGCUCCAGGCAGCUAUCAAAUAUGGAGAAGAGGAUCUGCAGGGGGCAAAGGUGAAGCACAGCAGCAUUAAAUUAAUAACAAACUUUUUUGUAACACAGACAGUUAUCCACAUCUCUCAAACCCUAAUUGAAUAUUAGGCUAAAACUUAUCCUAAUCAAGUCACAAAAUGACUUUGAGUCUAUUGAUUAUCCUUAGAGGAGGUGCAGGUAAAUAUUGAUUUAUCACUGAUAAUUUGUGAAAAUAUUUUAGUCAUAAAAUGAUCAUGGAACAUGUAUUUUUAUUCCAGAGUAUGGUGGAGCAGUGUGCUGCAGAUGAUCCUGACACUGAAAUCAAUCUUGGAUGUCUUCUCUACAAGGUAAUGACAUAUUUGGAAUGUACUUUAUGCUUGAAAUUAUGAACGCAUUGUUCAGUGCAUCUUUUGAUAACUAGUGAAAAGUACUGACAUACAUUCAAACCCUAAGCUGUAAUCCUAUUCCUAAGGCAAUGUCUCUUGCCUAAAGCUGAGCCUCACCACUUGUCUGUCCAUUGUUAAAUUUUUUAGGAGGGAAGGUAUUCAGAGGCAUGCCAAAAGUUUCAGACAGCAAUGAAUAUUCUUGGAUAUCAACCAGGUAGGAAAUCUCUCAUGACUUCAAAUAUCAAAUGCAAGUUUUAGUUCUCUUGGGGUAGGGGGGAGAUAUAAGUCAAGUUUUUAAGGACAGUUGUAAUUUAAUUUAUUUGUAAUGUAAACGUUAUUUUCUGAACUUGAAAUAGAACUUUAAAGGAUUGCCACGAUGACCUCCUCUAUUACUGUUGAACAGACUGUUGCUUUCAUUGUUUUUCCUCUGUAGGGCAGGAAACCCUUCUGUUGUUUAAUUGGCGAACAAUUUAAGAUCCAUACUGUCCUCUCAUGUGAUUAUCACUUGUCUCUUUUCAGAUUUGUCGUACAACAUAGCCCUAUGUUUUUACAGCUUGAAGCAAUAUGCACCUGCGUUGAAGCACAUUGCUGACAUUAUUGAACGUGGAAUCAGAGAGCAUCCAGGUUGGACAAACAAUAUCUCUUUCAAACUCAUUUUUGCUGCAUUAUAAGGAACUUUAUGUAAUAAUUAUUGGCAGUUGAACUCUUGGCUGACAUUUCCAAUUGUUUACUUGUUUCAUACUUAUCAUGACCAUUUUGUUUAUAAGAAUAUUUUUUAUGUAUUUGUGCUGAUCUAACAUUUCAGAACUAAGUGUCGGGAUGACUACAGAGGGUAUUGAAGUCAGAAGUGUGGGGAACACCAAGGUGAAAUCAUGUUUAGAUUCUACAUCUAGUUUAUAUACAAUGAUAGAACUUUUUUGUGUAUUUUUGAUAGUUAUAGAUGGGGACAAAAGAAUCAUUUUUUGUUGGGGAAGGGGGUGGUUGGUUGUAUCUUUUCUUUGGGGAGACUGGGGUAGAUGGUAAGAUUGAUGCAUUGGUUUGAAGGGCAUAAGAGAGUAAGUUGCCUGGAGACAACAUCAUUAAACAUUUCAGUCCUAAGAUCUAAGGAUCAAUUCUGAGUACUCUCUGACAAAUAUUUGCGAUGGUUUCAGCAGCUCUAAAAUUUGGUGUUAAAUCAGACAAUAUUUUGAUCUGACUUGCUUUUCAUUGCACCUUAUGACUUGAAAAUGUUUCAGAAAUUUAAGGAUGAAUUUCUUUUUGGUCACGUCAGAGAGCAAAAGUGGGAAAUGAUACAUUUAUACCAACUCUCCUGAAUUAUCCGGGAGUCUCCUGGAUACAGGACCAAUCUCCCGCUCUCCUGUAUGGGUGACCAAAACUUCCACUUAAAAGGAAGUUUGGAUCAGUUGCCCGCAAAAAAACUAAGAUUUAAGCUCUAUAUGUUCCAAAAUUCCAAAAUUAUCUGGCUUAUGCUUGCAUUACAGUUUCUGGCUUCAUUUUCCUGUGUGAAUGCACAUUAUUUGUUGCAAACAAAAAGAAGAGAGUUUCUUCUUUGUUACUCCUAUAAAAAUGAGAGUCUGAUUGGAUGAGUAUUCAACCAAUUGAAGUCCCUGACAGAUAGAUUGACGUUUUUCCCACAAAAUUGCUUGUGGGGAGGGGGGGAGGGGGGGUCCAAAUCAAAAAAGAACUGGGGGGGAGGGUACUGGUCCAAAAAAAAAUCUCCAGAUUUGAGAUCUCCAGAGGUUGGCAUCUCUGAUGAUAUAAUUUGUUUGAACACAAUUUGCCCACUAUCUUGUAAUUAUAAUAUUCAUAUUUCAUUAUAAUAUCAUUUUUUAAUAAUGUUUUGCCCCAAUUACAGGUGUUACACGAAACAGCUUUGAUUGAAGCAUUCAAUCUUAAAGCAGGGAUUGAAUACCAGCUGAAAAACUGUAAGCUUCUUGUCAUCUUUACUGGCAGUCUGAAAAUUUUUGUCAUCACAGAAAUGAGCUGUGUGAUGUUGAAAAUUAAUUUUAAAGUGAUUCACCCUGCAAAUUUUUUGUGGUUUGAUUGAAUGGGGGUGCCACAUAAUAAACUAGUUACAAUGUAUAAUGUUGUAAAGAGUGCACUAACUGAUUAUGAAUGAUGGCUAAUUUUUGUUGACUGUUGAUUUUAUUGCAGUUGACUCUGCACAGGAAGCCCUCACUGAUAUGCCUCCAAGAGCAGAAGAGGUUAGUGCAAUGUUUUCAUAUACUUUACUUAGGAAUGAUAUUUUUUAGACCCCUCUAGCAUGGAAAUGAUUAAUGGGAUAAGAGAGAGAAAACUUUACUUGAGUUUAAAACAGUUUGAAAUGAGUUAUUAGUAAAAAUGUUUAUUAAUAUUAGGUUUGGCUGAAACUUAUUUCACAUCAAGUUGUAGGUAAUAUUUUGGUCUGAUGUAUUUUAAUUUGGAAAAUCCUCUGACAUCUAUAGAUCUGAGCUACAAUGUAGGUUAAAAUUUGUUUCUGCUAUGUACAACAAACUUAAUUGUGGCUUAGAAAAAUGUGUGCUUAACUCUACUGACAAUUUCUUUAUACAAUUUCAAGGAACUGGACCCAGUAACUUUGCACAACCAAGCACUUAUGAACAUGGAGGCCAACCCAACUCAGGUGAAAUGUUUUUCAGAAUUUGGUAGUGUACAUGUAAGUUUUUAUGAACGAAUUGGAGCAGUUCUUCUUUCUGUCCAUAAAUGGUUCUAUAGAAAUCAGAACAUGUUUGGAGAGGUGAGUGGUCGGUUUGGGUUUGGAAAGAACCAUGAUAAUUCCAUUUUCAUGUUUUUUGCAAUACUGCAAACAAUAGUGGUGUACAGUAUAACUAUAAUUUCCUGUAAUGGCAAACCAUCUCAAUCAUGUAUACAAUCAUUCUUAUUACUUGUUUUCUUUCCUAGGGCUUUGAAAAGUUACAGUUUUUGUUACAGCAAAAUCCAUUUCCUCCAGGUUAGUUUUGACAUAACUGAGAAAUAAAAGUUUUGGGACUUACGGAAAUUUUUUCAGUUGGAAUUUGAAUGUUUACUACUAUCUCACUUAGUUAAUCCCAUUGUAAUUUAAUGAUGUAGUGUUUAUUGUUGACUAAAACUUGUACUUUGUUUUAAAUAUUUGAUUUGAGUUUGCUGUGUCCUUUAGAUUCCAGUGCUUGUAUUUUGAAACUCUAGUAUCACUGAGAUUAAUAUCACCAAUAAGUUAUGAUCUGUAAACAACAUUAUAACUACACAAUACUGUUUCCAUCCUUAAAAGCACAGUGUUCUUAUUUUAAAAAUGUAAUAUAUUUAUCUUUCUGGUGUUGUAGAAACAUUUGGAAAUCUUUUGUUAUUAUAUGUGAAAUACCAGGUAAGAGUACUUUUUUUUUGGAUAUCUGAAGAGAGUUAGAUUUCUGAUUUAUUUGAGGAGGACUCAGAACAGGUCAAACAGAUAGGUGGACAGUCAGACAGGCAAACAGUCAAACAGACAAACUGAUCAGCAGAUAGACACACACAGGUGGGAGGUGCAUGGAGUAUUCUACAAAACGGUCAUAAUGUGACAGGUUGGACCAGUGUUGUUUGACAUAUCAUGGUCCCCCAGUCAUAUUUUAAUUACACUAACUUGUAUACUCUCUCUUAACUUAAAAUACUUUGCUUUUUCUCUCUGUAGUAUUUUGACCUGGCAGCUGAUGUGUUGGCAGAGAAUGCUCAUUUGACAUAUAAGUUUCUCACCCCAGUAAGUGAAUUAAUUUUUCUUCAUUUUGGUGCCCUGUCUUUCUUCCAAACCUCAACAUGGCUUCUACCAUUGUUUCUACAUUAAUUAAACAUUUAUUGAUUAAUUAUUGGCUUUCUUCACUCUUUGAAAAACCUAAAUGUUUGUCAAUCUGAGAAAAGCACAUAUAAUUUACUCUACUAUUACUACUUGAGACACACUUCCUAUCUUGGUGCAGCUCCCUGAGUAAAUCCUGCUGUUUCAAUAAAGAAUUACUAUGUGGUCAUUUUGUUGUUUGCCUCUCCCUGACAGUAUAUGUAUGACUUUCUGGAUGCUAUGAUUACACAGCAAACAUCUCCAGAAGAGGUUGGUAUCAUAAGCAUUAUUUAACCACAUAUUUGGAGGGCAGCCAUGAAACAAAACCCUGAAUCCUUUCAAAGAGUGUCUUAGCACUUACCCAUGAGCUUUUGGCCCAACAUGAACAUGGCAAGGGGUCUGUGAUGUAUUGACUGAAUCCCUUUGUAUUCAUUUUUCAUGAUUUGAUAGCUUAAGUUAACUUACUGAACUUAUCCUGUUAUUGAUUUGGGUUUUUUUUUCCAGGCAUAUCGCAAAUUAGAUGAUAUGGCUACAAAACAGACAGAAACUUUAAGAAAACUGACAAAACAGGUUAGUGAUAUAAAAAGCUGUUUGAUCUCAUGUUAAUAAUAUUACAAGUAAUAAGUAUGAUUAUAAAGGAAAGUUUGAUUUCCCUGUGAGGACUCUAAGUUCUCCAGCCUUGAGAUUGGGAGUAGCUUGCUGUGGUAAGAGAAUCAGCCUUUCACUGCUUAGCAUAGUUUUGAUUCCCAGAUGUGACUAAAAAUGUUGGUUUCAUGUAAAGUUUUUUGUCAUCCUUAUGGUUAGUAAGAGUUUUUAGGUGCUUCCCCCUUUAAAAAACACAUUCCAAAUCCCAACUAAAUUAAUAGACAAACUCAAAGUUAUUUAAUGUUUGUGUAACUAUUUGUGCUGUGUUGUUUGUGCAUUGUUUUAUAAAGGUUCAGGAAGCAAGGCAGAACCAUGAUGAUGACACUGUGAAGAAAGCUGUCAAUGAAUAUGAUGAGGCAUUGGAAAGGUACAUGUACAUAAUAAAUCAUCGUUUUUGCCUAUUUUUGCAUUGUUUUCGUUGGCUGCUAUUUGGUCCUUCACACAGUGUUGUUGUAUUAGUGUUUGGAAAUAUAUUUGUAAAGAUAGUUUUCUUCUACUCAUGGAGCUAUAUAGUUUUGCUUUCCACUUCUGUUCAGAAGCAUGAGAGAAUUUUUCUAAGGUGUACAUUGGCCAAAAACUUGUAAUUUGUUUUGUUAUAGGUACAUCCCUGUGUUAAUGUCUCAAGCUAAGAUCUACUGGGAUCGUGAUAAUUAUGCACAAGUCGAAAAGGUAAGAGUGAAUUAUGGCCCAACAAGUACAGUUGUUGACUGACAAGCGUCAUGUGUAGGUCACAUGGCAUGGCGGAUAGGGCAGUGGUCUAGUGAUCUUUGACUCCACUCCUCCACCAUUUUACUCAUCGGAUUUGUCCUCCAUUGCCUGAUUCAACUUCCUGCUUUAGCUUUGUCAGUAGCCACUUGAUCUCCCUCUUUGCCAAUUGGAAGUACAAAUUGAUCUAUGCUUACUUGGAAUUUUUAUGCUGUUGAACUGGUUCACAUCGCUUUCAAAAAGCCCCUUCAGGGGUGUGGAAAAUAAACUUACUCUUACAUGUAGGUGCCAUAUUUUAUGGGGAGCUAGGUAUGAUGUGAUCAUUUGGAUACUGUGGUAAAUGUUAUAUAAUACCAAGGCAUAAUUUAAAGGAGAUUCAUCACCAUAUCAGCAUCUUGACAGAGUUUAGCUUAACCCUUUAACCCCUAAGAGUGACUGGCAUCUAAUUUCCCCUUACAAUAUCACCACUGAAUCACACAUUAAUGUCAUGAGAAUAAAGGAAAUGAUCACCAACAGAACAAACUCUUGAUUGUUAGACAAAUUCUCCUUGUCAGCACCUUAGUAAAUGUACAGAGAACAGUAUGGAAAAUAUGUAUACUGAUGCAAGGCUGUAAAGGGGUUAAGUCUACCAAGUCUGUAAUUUCCAAUUUGUUUUAAUCUUCUCCAUCCUUAGCCAUCCCCUUUUUAUUACCUCUUUGGUGAUUUCCGUUUGAUCAAACUAUCAUUAAUGGUCCCUCUCUAGUUUAAAGUUUAGUCUUGUAAGUUGAUUAAAACGUCUCAUACAUCGUGAUUUCCAGCUGUAGCCCCUUAAGGUAAGGUGAAAACCCAAAUCAGAAGCAAAGUCGUUCUGAUAGGACUGUAUGUUGUCACUGAAAAGAUUAACAAAAGAGACUUUAUUGAUUAAAUUUUGAUUAUCUUUGCUUCAUCUGCAGAUAUUUAGGAAGUCUGUGGAGUUUUGUAAUGAGCACGAAGUUUGGAAACUAAACGUUGCUCACGUGCUAUUCAUGCAGGUAAAGUACUUUAGGUUCCACAUGCAGAAUUAAGAAUUUCAUAAAGAGGAGAACUCUACAAAAGUCUAUUAAAUAUUCCAACUGAUAGGAGGCCGACAUACACUGUAAUUUGAAAAUUAAGGUAGAGGUGUUUUUUUCUCUCGUCGACAGGAAAAUAAAUAUAAGGAAGCCGUGGGAUUUUAUGAACCGAUUGUGAAGAAACAUUACGAUAAUGUAAGUAUUGUUAUUAAAAAAUUGCCAGUGAUAAACAAUGCUGAUUAAAGUUCCCCGAAACUUAAUAAAUAAUUUUUGAGGUGAACAUUUCUGGAGUCUUGUUGACCUCAUUCUCUGAUCCUACGACAGGCCUUCGCUUGAUUUAGAGAGAGUUUUAGUCUCUGUCAACUUAACCCCUUAUUAUUAUUAUUUUUUUUAUCUUUUUUUUACGUUUAGAUUCUGAGUGUGAGCGCCAUAGUGCUGGCAAAUCUUUGCGUGUCAUACAUUAUGACCAGUGCGAAUGAAGAGGUUUGUUUUUGUUUUUUCCAUCGUCGUCUUUGUUGUUGUUGUUGUUGUUGUUGUUGUAUUUUGCUCCAAGCAUCUGUCAAAUUACAAUUGCGUAAGUUGUUCUUUUUUGUUCUCUUACAGGCAGAGGAACUAAUGAGAAAGAUUGAGAAGGAAGAGGUAAGAUUUGAAAAUGAGUAGUCUUGUUUGAGCUGAUAUUCGAAGGAACUUUCAUUUAGAGUGUCUUCAUUUACUUUUCUCUUUUUCAGGAACAAGUGGCCUAUGAUGAUCCAGAGAAGAAGAUUUAUCAUCUCUGUAUAGUUAAUCUUGUUAUUGGGUGAGUUCAAGUUUGAUUGUCUUAAAUAACCCCGGGUAACGGUGCUUUGGUCCAAAUAGCACCCGCUAUCGUUUCAACCUGUCAGAUAUAAAACGGUGUCCAAACGGGUAUUCGUCAUUGAUAUUUAUCUGCGCCGGCGCAUGUUUUAAUGAGGAUUACUUGUAAGUUCGUGAUGAUAUUUCGUUCGUUCGUAUAAGUCAUUGUAAUUACUUUGCUCCGGUUUUAAGACGCCAAAUCGACUCUCCCCUCCCACUUUUUUGAGUAAAACUGGGUUUUGUUUUUGCCUGAUUAGACUACGAGCAGUCCUUCUUUUCGGCGAAGUCCAUCGCGCAUUAUUAAAAAAAAAAUCAGUCAAAAAAAAAGUGUUGUUAGCGCGCCGCGGUGAGCUCUUGGAGUGAGGCGCUCGAUAAUUAGGCUUUUUGAGUCGACUCACGCGACGGACUUUGCCGAAAAGGAGGGACUGCUCGUAGUCUUUGCCAGAUUGGCUGAGAAGAUAACAUCGUUGGUGUAACUGGUCUGUUGCGCCUGUGUGUAGACUCGCUAAAAAAGAGCUAAUGUAGGCUUGGAAGCUAGUGGAAAAUGUUAAGUUAGACUAUCCCCUCCAAUGAGCUUCCCUUGUUUCUUUAUCAGAACCUUAUACUGUGCCAAGGGAAACUAUGAGUUUGGGAUUUCCAGGAUAAUGAAGAGUUUGGAGCCAUAUAAUAAAAAGGUAUAUUACAAUUUCACAAAAGUAUUGAUUUGCCGGUGUACCCAGGGUAUUGUUGUUGUUGCUAUUAUUAUUAUUAUUAUUAUUAUUAUUAUUAUUAUUAUUAUUAUUAUAUUGGUUCUUUCAGGUGUGAAGUUUUCUUGUGUUUCUUUUUCACAGCUGGGAACAGAUACUUGGUUUUACGCUAAGAGAUGUUUCCUGUCGCUUCUGGAAAACCUGGUGAGAAAACUGGUACUUUUAUAUGUUGAAUCUGCAGGUUUUCGAUGCUUCAAUACAAAAGAAGUCUCUCAAGAGCUCUCCAUAUCGUCUUGAUUGUGCACUUUCUUUAUUUCAUGUCUUUUUUGUUUCUUCACAGGCCAAACAUAUGAUCAUGUUACGGGAUAGCGUGAUUCAGGAUAUUAUUCAGUUUCUGGAACACUGCGAAAGUAAGUUUCACUUCUGCAUGAGUUGAGUGUUGCGAACUGAAGUUCUUCAGUUGGAACCGACAUUGGACUGGACCUGGUUUUACAAGAACUACAAUGUGAUUUUUUAAAGUUUUUUUUUGUCACAGAUAAAGUAGUUUUCAAUUGACUGUCGUAAGUAAUCUGGGAUCGCUUUGGUUUUCUUUACUUCGCUCUGCGAUUGAUCUAGAAAACUCGCGUCACUCUCUCAAUCAGUUGUUAAUGGCAAUGUUAGCUGCUCUUUCUUACAUAGUUUCUGUACUUUUGGUAUCCAUAUGAAAGAAUAUUUAUGUUUUCCUAUGUUUCUCGUCACAGCUUAUGGCAAAAAUGUACCUGCAGUGGUCGAACAACCAUUAGAGGAAGAAAAAAUGCAUCCAGGAAAAAACACUGUUACAUUUGAGGCCAGAGAAUUAAAGAGCUUGUUCUUGCGUUUGAUUUAA